This is a messenger RNA of Aspergillus calidoustus, 1128 nucleotides long. The record is from the annotation of a GenBank genome assembly. NCBI's taxonomy places the organism in Eukaryota, Fungi, Ascomycota, Eurotiomycetes, Eurotiales, Aspergillaceae.
AUGACCUCCGAGCUCCCGAUCCAUCUCCCGACGGAAAUUGUCGUUCAGAUCGUGACCGACGUCGCUGCCGAUGAGUCCGCGCAAACAUCCCUUUUCGCCUGCUGCUUAGUAUCCCGGCAGUGGUACUCAUGUGCCAUUAAGUUGCUUUACGAGAAUCCGCAAAUAAAUACCGGAACGAGCUUUACGAGAUUUACGAAUACAAUAUGCCCUCCGAUCGGAGCCCGCAAGAGCAAGUGGAAUCUUGGGGCGCUCGUUCACCGUCUCGAUUUGAGCUCCCUCGUCCAUCACAGCUCUCCCAGUCUGACUGCACGCCUAUUGGGGCGGGUAAAAGAUAAUUUGGAGGUUUUUUUGGCGCCCAGGGCAUCAUUUGCGUCGAAUAGUCUACCCUCGCUUUCGAAAUGUUCCAAACUCCGGCUCCUGGACCUUUCUCUCGUGGCGACUCCCAUGAUGUUCAAAGACCUCAAAAAGAGCCUGAGUGGUCUCGAAGAUUUACGCACACUCCGCCUUCCGCAGUCAACUUCUGUCAUGGAUGCUGAGUCGUUCAGUAUACCUUGGCCGCCUCAUAUCCGCCGACUUCAAUUCAGCGGCCACUUUUCCGCUGCUCCCAUGCGGUCCUUCCCAUGGCCGCCGUCUCUCACAACUUUGACCCUGAAGAACUGCGCCGAUCUCUCUCUAACAAAUCUCAGCAGCCUCAUGUGCAGCCCGGACUUGAGUCGCACCCUGAAACGCCUCACCAUAUCGGGGCAGAACCGCCACUUAAGUGCGGAUUCUAUCACCUCAAUCCUUGCCAUGGUUCCCGAGUUAUCCUUUCUCAGCAUUCCCGGUGACAUGGUCGAUGGCACUUUCUUUGAGCUACUCUGCCACAUCGGUCUUCCUACACUCGAGGUCCUUGAAUUCGGGUAUCCGAGUGUAGACCCAGAGGUUUAUUUCACUACGGAGAGUUUGCUCAAAGCCCUUGACUACGGACUUCCAAACCUCACCGCCGUAGGCUUUGCGGAGAUCUUUUGCUCCGGCGAGGACUCGCUAGACGAUGAUGCGGUCGAUGAUUUUCUGUUGAAACGCGCUGAAACUAGCAAGUCCUCCCAGACUGGCACUGGAAGGGUUGAUCCGGGCGUUUACUAUGUCUGA